Messenger RNA from Blepharisma stoltei, 1078 nucleotides. The record is from the annotation of a GenBank genome assembly. NCBI's taxonomy places the organism in Eukaryota, Ciliophora, Heterotrichea, Heterotrichida, Blepharismidae.
AUGGCUUACACGAAUUCCCCUGCUCAAUUUCUUUCAACUGAGGAUCAUCUUCGCAAGAUGCUCACUCCUCCUCUUUGAUUGGAACAAAAAAUCCUGUUCCAAUUUAAAGGGAAGUUAUUUUUUUGAAAAUAAUUAUAUUUAAAUUUUUUUUAUAUAUAAAUUGAGUACAAUACAAUUAAUUUAAUUUAUUUUUAUGAAGUCUCUCAUUAAGGUGGGAAUAAUUAGCAAAACAGGUGGCCCCAGCUUUGGAGGCGAUGCAAAAUUGCUACCUCGCAACUCACAUUCUCCAUUUGGUGACUUUCCUCCAGGCUAUGUGAUUCCUUCCAAACGAAUUCCUACUGAAUUUAACCUAAACCCAGCCCAUGAAGCAUCUCAAGCAGCUAGCCAGCCUAAUGAAUUUGUAAAGAAAGGCAAAGGCUCAGGCGGCAAAACAUCGUCUCUAUUCCAUGGAAGAGAGCAGCCAGCUGAAGUCCCACCUAGAGCAGGAGCAUUUAACAGAAGAACCAUUCCUCCUAGUGAGUUUAGAAGAUUUUAUGACCGUGGAGACCUUCCUAUAGCUAUAAGCCAUGGCACAGGUAAUAAAAUCGCAUGGAAAGUACCAGUGGAGCAGCUGGAUUACCAUCACUACUUACCGAUUUUCUUUGAUGGGAUAAGAGAAAAGCAAGACCCUUAUAGAUUUCUAGCAAUACAAGGAGUCCAUGAUAUGCUUGAGCAUGGAGGAAAUAAAGUUUUACCUGUAAUCCCUCAGCUGAUUAUCCCUAUAAAAACAGCUUUAAAUACCAGAGAUCCUGAUAUUAUCAGUGUUGUCUUGAAAGUGCUUCAAAAAUUGGUGACAUGCGCAGAUAUGAUUGGAGAAGCUUUAGUUCCUUAUUAUAGACAGAUCUUGCCAAUUUUUAAUAUUUUCAAACAAAAAAAUGUGAACUCUGGUGAUAAGAUUGAUUAUUCGCAAAGAAAGAGGCAAAAUAUAGGAGAACUUAUACAGGAGACUUUGGAGCUAUUGGAGACAACAGGUGGGGAAGACGCUUUUAUCAAUAUCAAAUAUAUGAUCCCAACUUAUGAAAGCUGCGUUUUGAACUAA